Molecule: messenger RNA, 4009 nt
Organism: Tribolium castaneum (red flour beetle)
Lineage: Eukaryota; Metazoa; Arthropoda; Insecta; Coleoptera; Tenebrionidae
Gene: babo
Product: baboon
Exons: 8
Coding region: 328-1926 (532 amino acids)
Biological process (GO): activin receptor signaling pathway; protein phosphorylation; nervous system development
Cellular component (GO): plasma membrane; activin receptor complex
Molecular function (GO): ATP binding; metal ion binding; activin binding
Source: RefSeq, a predicted model, not a curated record
UCUGCCGUUCAUAGCACGUACUAUCCGUGAAGAGCAAGACUGACAUGGCUGAUAUUUUUGAUUCGGUCAUUCUACUUUUUAAAUAAUUUUUAAUUUUGUUUAAAAAAAAGUGUUGUUUAGUUGCUUGUCAUGCUUUGGUGGCCCCUUGGUGGUGCAGCGUAACACUUAUCGAUAAUGUCAGCGUCGUGCACAAAGUGGAAGUGUAAACAAUUAUCAAAUAAUUGAAGUGUCCUCCUAAUGGCAGCCAAGUGUACGUUUUUCGCCGAAUUUUUUUGUAAAUAAUUAUGCAAAUGUGCGCGAAUUCAACUAGACUUUUUGUUGUUUACGAUGCCUCCUAAAACACAUCGCAACAACAUGGCCAGAACUAGCCUCCUUGUGUUUUGUUGUGCUGUCUUUUGGCUGAGCCGAUUGGAUAACGGGGUUCAAGCACUUAAAUGUAAGUGCGAUAAUUGUAAGGAAACCAACUACACGUGCCAGACCGAUGGGUACUGCUUUACAUCGACUUACUUGUCCAAAUCUGGAGGCGUCGAACAUAAUUAUCGAUGUUACCACAAAAAAAGCAUACCUGAUAUAGUAGAAACAUCAGGCAUGUCAACUGAAUUUUGUUACCGAUAUGCUGUUGUUACAAAUCAUCCGGACUUUACCAAAGUGGCAUCAUCGUGCUGUGACGAUAGAGAUUUUUGUAAUGCUAAUAUAACUUUGUCCUUACCAAACGAAUUAGAAUGGUUUGAAAAUGCAUCGAUGGCAGCGCCGAAAUUCUCCAAUUUUACAACAGCGGAAAUCGUCUUGAUGUCAGUCAUCCCAACAAUGUUGUUGUGUUUCAUCGGAGUUGGUGUUUAUUACUUUUACAAAACAAAACAUAAGCGUGGAGGGUUACACCACCAUUUACGUCACGGUGAAGACAGUAUUGAAGCUCCAGAUCAUCCUAUUUUAAAGGGUGUGAGUUUGCAACAUAUGAUUGAGAUGACAACGAGUGGUAGUGGCUCAGGCUUGCCUUUAUUGGUGCAACGUAGCAUUGCUCGCCAAAUCCAAUUGGUUGAAAUAAUCGGGCAGGGGAGGUUUGGCGAGGUGUGGAGAGGGCGUUGGAGGGGUGAAAAUGUCGCUGUGAAAAUUUUCAGUUCACGAGAGGAACGUUCAUGGUUUCGUGAAGCUGAGAUUUAUCAAACCGUUAUGUUACGACAUGAUAACAUCCUCGGUUUUAUUGCGGCCGAUAAUAAAGAUAAUGGGACAUGGACCCAAUUGUGGUUGAUUACCGAUUAUCACGAAUAUGGUUCGCUUUUUGAUUUCCUGGGUCGCAAUACUUUGGAUACCACCGGUAUGAUACGAAUGGCUUUAUCUAUAGCCACAGGUCUUGCCCAUCUCCAUAUGGAUAUCAUGGGUACGCAGGGCAAGCCAGCAAUUGCCCAUCGUGACUUGAAGUCAAAGAAUAUUUUGGUCAAGUCGAAUUUUACGUGUGCUAUUGGUGAUUUGGGAUUAGCUGUUAGACAUGAUGCGACAACUGAUACCGUUGAUAUUCCGCUCAAUAAUCGAGUGGGUACGAAACGGUAUAUGGCACCGGAAGUUUUGGACGAAACGAUGAAUGUAAAUCAUUUUGAUUCGUUCAAACGAGCCGAUGUUUAUGCGUUAGGGUUGAUUUUUUGGGAGAUUGCGAGGCGAUGUAAUGUGGGAGGGAUUUACGAUGAGUAUCAGUUACCGUUUUAUGAUGCUGUGCCGUCUGAUCCCACCAUUGAAGAAAUGAGAAGGGUGGUGUGUGUCGAUAAACAAAGGCCUAACAUACCAAACCGUUGGCAGAGUUGCGAAGCUCUCCGCGUCAUGUUGAAACUAAUGAAAGAGUGUUGGUAUCACAACGCGACAGCUCGUUUAACAGCUCUAAGGAUUAAAAAGACACUCUCUAACUUCCGAACAUCGGAGGAACUUAAAAUGUGAAAGUUUAGCAUGAUUGUGUCAGGUGUACAAAACAAUGUGUGAACGCUCACGCGAUUUUUUUUUUCGUUUAUUUUCCGAGUAUUACAAGUGUUGUAAGCCGGUCCUAUGUGAUAGAGCGUUGAUUUGUUAAAAAAAUGUCUCAUAGGAUGUGAUGAAAGGUCUGUAUGAAAGAGGAGUGAAAUGUUCACUGCCCCGGUUUGGUUCAUAUCCACAAUAAUAUACAGUACUGCCUGCCCACCCAUUCCAUAGUUUACGAGAGCUUCUUCCUUGGUUUUGUGACCGGUAAUAAUGUGAUCCUUCCCGAUUCUCUGCUUGAUCUCUAUUUCCGUUGAUUGUUAUAAUCUUUGAUGAAAUUAACUGCCGACAUGCCAAAGCCAUAAACAGAGUCAAUUAAUUUUUACACAAACAAGUAAUAGCUGUUAAAGACAAUAUUUUUUAUUCAACUGUUGAAAUCAACCGUUAUAGCGGAUAAAGUAGAGAUCUUUUUAUACAUAGUGUAGAUAUAAUACGUAAUAGUUGUACAUUUGUUUUGUUCGGUUUGAUUCAAAAGGCUCCUAGUCAACAAUAGAACAGCAGAUUCUGGCAACACCUGUGUGAAUGUGGAGUGAAAAUUUUCCUAGUUCCUACAAAUAUUUGGUGGUUUUUCGUUUUGCAAGCGUGUAAAAGUUGUUGCAUACUAUUUUUCAGUUGUAAAUAUUUUAAUUUUGACUAAGUGAGGAGAACGUAAUUUAACGUGUAUAAGAAUUUAAUUGUGCUAACUAUAUUUUUAAGGAUAUUUAUAAAAAAAAUAAAUUUACUAUGUAAUUGUUGUGAGCCUAACAUAUUUAGUUUUGCGAAAAAAAUUACUAAAAAAUUAAGGUGCACCUUAAAAAAAGAUUGAUGACAAAAUAUAGUUUGCAUAAGGAUAUUUUUAAGUGGUUAAAGUUAUACUCAUAAUAAUAUAUAGUUAUUCUAAUCAUGUAAUAUGAUAAAAUUUAAGUUGUACAGCUGCGUAGACGACUAACGGUAGUGUUGUAAAAUAUCGAUUGAUUUCCAUUUAUACACACACCACUUUUCCUCGAUUUAUUUAUUGUCAAACGGUUACAUAUACCUCAAUUUUUGGAGAUGUGUCGAUUGAUUGUUGUGUACGAGAUUUGAGGAAUUCGAGUAUUGGUGCGAAAUUAAGACUGAUUUGAAAUAAUUUCUCUUACAAAAUUAAAAUAGUUAGAUUUUUUAUAUUGAUUAGACUAGUAGUGAAGUGACCGAUAAUUUGUUAGAUUUUUUGCACAAAUUCUUCACUUACCUAACAUACAGUAAUAAUGAAUGUUUAUACAACAAUCUCGUAGAUGGUUAAACCGACGUCUUGUCUUUUGUCAAUAUGUACAUACAGAUGUAGCUAUCCUCAUUAUUGAAAAAAAGUGGUUAACCAUUAAAUGGUAAAAUAUUUUUUAAAUAACAAUAGUGCUGUUUGCAAGGUACAAAUUCAUGUCAGAGUUUUAUACAAGAGUAAAUUUGUUGUCAAGUUUUUGCCAAAUGUGUGCGUGGCCGUAUUUAUUACAACAUACAAACUGUGAUUCACCGCUCAUUUCUAUACAUAAUACAAAGCUCAGCCUCGUUUUAUUAUUAAUUACAGAAUUGUUCUUCAAAUGACAGAUACUUUAUAGUCGAGUAAAUAGGGCCACGUGCAAAAUCGUAGAGAACAUAGAGAUUAAGGUAUUCAAAAAAAAUCACAUUCAAAAAUUUCAAACUCAUCGUUCUGGCAGAAUUUUCGAAUUGCAUUGCAGGGAAAAAACAACACGAAGUACUGUAAUCUCUAUCUUAGAUUAAAAAUUCCUCAGGAUAAAUGUACACACAAAUGCAAUAGUUAACCUUACUCAAUAUUUCUAAUAGAUAUAGAUUUUUGUUGGAGCAAAUUUAUCAUAUUUUCGGCUCUUUUGUUACACAUUAAAACUUUCAAAUUUAUUUAUAGGGAGACAAUUAACCUAAGUAAGAUUUCUGUUUGUUUUUCUUUUUUUUUAAGUUUAUGUACAGAGAUGUUUUGUGCUUAGAUGCGAGUAUAUACCAUUUGUAAACGUAUUUGAAAAUAUAUUACUACUCAUAAAAA